GUGAACGUUUCAGUUACUUUCAGUGUUUCAGAAGGACAUUGCGUAACGAAAUCGAAACUCAAAUCUUUCACUUUGGAAGGAAUAGCUGAUUUCAUAAAGACGGAACAUCCUAGCAAUGUGAUUGUAAUGACUGGCGCUGGCAUCUCCACAUCCGCGGGAAUCCCUGACUUUAGGAGUCCAGGAUCUGGUCUAUACAAUAAUCUGCAAAAGUACAACCUUCCCGAUCCACAGGCGGUUUUCGAUAUUUCCUUCUUCCACGAGAAUCCUGAGCCGUUCUAUGCGUUGUCCAAGGAGCUGUUCCCCGAAAAUCUCAAGAACAUAGACUCUUUGGAAUUUCUGACCGGAAUUCCCGAAGAAAAGGUUGUCACUGCUCAUGGUUCGCAUCGCACUAGCACAUGUACUAGUUGUGGGAAAAAAUUCGAUCUACAGUGGCUUGAAGAGCGGCUCAAGGACAAGGAUUGCUUGGUACCUAGAUGCGACAAGUGUGAAGGAGUAGUGAAGCCAGACAUAAUUUUCUUCGGUGAAAAUUUGCCGAAACGCUUCUUCCAAUGUGCCAUCUCAGACUUCCCGAAAUGCGACCUUUUGCUCAUAAUGGGACACGCUGUUUCUGAAGAUGUGCCUCGUCUUUUAAUAAACAAGGAACAAGCUGGCCGUGCUGGUAUUGUUGAACGAGCUAUGGGUAUUCAAGGGGAUGUUUUCUGGAGUGGUACAUGUGAUGAUGGAUGCCGUCGACUGGCGGAGCUGCUAGAUUGGGAACAUGAAUUGGAUCAACUGGUGCAAGAGGGUGAGGUGAAAUACAAGGCGAAGCCGAAAUGA
Molecule: messenger RNA, 816 nt
Organism: Ostertagia ostertagi
Lineage: Eukaryota; Metazoa; Nematoda; Chromadorea; Rhabditida; Trichostrongylidae
Source: the annotation of a GenBank genome assembly